ACCCUCGUACGCGGGUCCCUUUCAACCCUGUGCAUACGACGACGUUUCGAGCUCCGCCCACGUGAAAACAACCCCCGCCAGCUGGGGUAGUUGCGUGGGUUGCACGAGAGAGAGAAACUGGGUCAGGCAGACUCGAGGCAGGCCGAGUCAGGCCGAGGCUCGAGAGUCGUCCAGGCGUUUUCGGCUGGAAGCAGUCCCUUGGAAACCACCCCGAAGCCCGUCGUCGCUUCACCAGUCUAUCGUCGAUCCAUCCUCCAGUCCUUCUCUACCGUUUACAACAGCUUCAUCCCCUUGCGAGCGCGAGCGAGAUCGAAGUAUUCGUACUUCAACUAUCCCACGAGGAGAUAGCAAGGAAUCGAAUUUCGCCCGGACACACUCACCGACCAGACUAAUGAGUUCCGAAAACACGUACUCGCUCUCUAGGGAGCACUGUAACUUGAAAUAUUCGGAUAUCCUGCCGCAGAAUGCCGAAGGUUAUCCAGCAACCAAGGAAUUCCUGAUGAAGGUAGUGGAUAUUCUAUUGGAUUUCAUCAAAUCAACGAAUGACAGGACUGCGAAGGUACUCGAUUUCCAUCAUCCUUCCGAAAUGAUGCGCCUCCUGGAUCUCGAAAUUCCCGACUCUGGUUUGACUCUUCAGCAACUUCUCAUUGAUUGUUCCACCACGUUAAAGUAUCAAGUUAAAACUGGUCAUCCUCAUUUCUUCAAUCAAUUAUCCUGCGGUCUUGAUAUCGUCUCGAUGGCUGGUGAAUGGCUGACAGCGACAGCCAACACGAACAUGUUCACCUACGAAAUUGCGCCGGUGUUCAUUUUGAUGGAGCACGUGGUGCUUCAGAAAAUGAGGGAGCUCAUUGGUUGGAACGGUGGUGAUUCUAUCCUUGCACCAGGAGGUUCCAUCAGCAAUCUUUAUGCUUUUCUCGCUGCUAGACACAAAAUGUUUCCCGCUUACAAGGAACGAGGCCUCGCUGCUAUCGGGGGACAGCUAGUUAUGUUUACGUCUGACCAGUGCCAUUAUUCGGUGAAAUCAUGCGCCUCUGUCUGCGGACUGGGAACGGACAACUGUGUGAUGGUUCCCAGCGAUGAUCGAGGACGCAUGAUCCCAUCGAAGUUGGAAGAAUUGAUUCUGGAACGCAAGGCUAGAGGACAUAUCCCCUUCUUCGUGAACGCUACCGCAGGAACGACCGUCAUCGGAGCAUUCGAUCCUAUUCCAGAAAUCGCUGAUAUUUGCCAGAGACACAAGCUCUGGCUACACAUCGACGCGGCUUGGGGUGGUGGACUGCUUCUUUCAAGGAAAUACAGACAUCCCCGAAUGACAGGAAUCGAACGAGCCGACUCCGUAACCUGGAACCCGCACAAACUUAUGGGAGCGUUGCUUCAGUGUUCGACGAUUCACUUCAAGGAGGACGGAUUGCUGAUUAGCUGCAACCAAAUGUCCGCAGAGUAUUUGUUCAUGACAGACAAACUGUACGACGUAAAAUACGACACCGGUGAUAAGGUGAUUCAAUGCGGACGUCAUAAUGACAUCUUCAAGCUCUGGUUGCAAUGGCGAGCCAAGGGUACAGAAGGAUUUGAGAAACACAUGGACCGGCUGAUGGAACUCUCAGAGUACAUGGUCAGGCGGAUCAAACAGAUGCCUGAUAAAUAUUAUUUGAUACUGGAACCUGAAAUGGUGAACGUCUGCUUCUGGUAUCUUCCAAUACGCGUUCGGAACAUGCCACAUACUCAGGAGAGGAUCAAGAUCCUUGGAGAUAUUUGCCCCAUUUUGAAAGGCCGAAUGAUGCAAUCUGGAACACUGAUGGUCGGCUACCAGCCGGACGAUCGGCGACCCAAUUUCUUCAGAAAUAUUAUCUCGAGUGCCGCGGUAACGGAAGCGGAUGUCGACUUCCUAUUGGAUGAAAUGGACCGGUUAGGCCGUGAUCUGUAAGAAACCCGCCCGUUCUAAUUAGUUGCGUAAUCAGUUGCCGCGAUGCAGUUGAUUAUAUCGCGACAUCGUAUCGAAAGUGAUUCCAGCUGAUAUUAGAAAUUCAUUUAACGAGCAGGAGAAUCGCGUCGCGUUUCAUUACGUGUACAAAAUUCGGAGGCCAAAUUCGAGACUCGUAUUCAUGAUUACUAACCUAAGCAGUGUGCACCGGCUCUCUCCUUUUCUCUUGUAGAC
This is a messenger RNA of Bombus impatiens (common eastern bumble bee), 2152 nucleotides long. RefSeq names its product glutamate decarboxylase (gene Gad1). The transcript has 10 exons. Gene Ontology annotation, molecular function: pyridoxal phosphate binding; carboxy-lyase activity. Gene Ontology annotation, cellular component: cytoplasm. Gene Ontology annotation, biological process: carboxylic acid metabolic process. The record is from RefSeq and is a predicted model, not a curated record. The coding region runs from base 392 to 1921 and encodes 509 amino acids. NCBI's taxonomy places the organism in Eukaryota, Metazoa, Arthropoda, Insecta, Hymenoptera, Apidae.